UGAUCAUACCACUGUACUUCAGCCUGGACAACAGAGUGAGACUCUAUCCCAAAUAAAGAAAAUAGAAAAGAAAAUCAAAGGGAAGCAAAAUCACUCAGUCUCACUACCUCAAGAUAUCCUCUAUAAGCUGGUAUUUUCGUGUGGUUCCUAUCAUUUUCUACGUCAGUUCUCUAAAUUGAGCAAAAUCUUUGGGAUGUCAAACCUGAAAUCCCCUUUACUUCCUUGGAAACCCUGUAGCAUUAGUCCAGACAUGUCCCUACUCCUCCUUGUGGUAAAGAGAAGAAUCUCAUCUUUGGUCCCCAGAGUUCUGGCCUAAGCCUCCCUCUAGGAGGGAAGAUGAGUGUUCAGACACUCAGGGUACCUGGGGGAGACACAGGCCUGGUGAAAUUAUCCUGGCUCAACUAUUAGGCCGGCAGAAUCCCAGUGAAAGGAGCCGUACCCCUGAGGCCCAUCUAAGCUUUGGCUAGGGGUGGGGCAGAUAAGCACGAAUCCAUCCCUGUAGGCUCAAUGCCAACACCCUAUGGUGAAACUCUUGAUGAAACCUGAGGCCAGGGCCCCAGCAAGCAGGGAAAGAAGGUUGGCAACAGAGGUCUCCAUCUCUGAGGACUCUGCCAGGGGUCAGAGGUGGGGCAAUGGUCAAAAGGAAGGAACAGGCCAGGCACAGUGGCUCAUGCCCAUAAUCCCAGCAGUUUGGGAGGCUGAGGCAGGAGAAUUGCUUGAGCCCAGGAGUUUGAGACCUGCCUGGGCAAUGUAGUGAGAUCCGGUCUCUAUUUAAAAAAAAAAAGAAGGAACAGGGAAACUUCGGAGAGACAGGCUAGGGGAGGCAUCACGUAGCUGGGAUUGCUGCCCCAUAAAACAGAAUGGUAUGUGUCACUGCCACCUCCCUUUCUCAGUCCUCUCUCUCCCCAGGUUGCUAGCGUCCCCCCUGGGGGAUCAAACUGGACUGCUUCCCAGCCUCAGACAGAGAGCAGUCUGAGUCAGGCAGGAAAGUGGGACAGCCGGGGAGCUGGACCCCACCCUCUGUGAACCCCACUGGUACCUGAUGGCAUGUGGCUUGGAGAGGGCAAGUGACCUGGUGUGGAGGGCCAGAGGGUAAAUCCUCAAACAAGUGGCAACAGGCCACCAACUUGAAAGGGAAAAUUGUGUAGUGAUGGGAAAUGUGUCCAACAAACCUACUGGGUGACUAAUUACAAAGGCUGGGCUGGAGCGUCAGAGGCUGCUUGUUAAACACUUCAUUAAGUGGCACUCUGAAAGCUGCCACCUGCACAUUCUGGGAGCUCAGAGGGGACCCUGAGGGGGAGUGAGGCCUGAGGGAUGGAACCAUCUUCAGGUAGAUUGAGAAAGAGCCUGGACUUCACUUCCAAACACAGCCUGUAUCUCACUUCCAAACACAGCCUGGAGCUCAUAGGUCAGAGACUUCAACCGGAGAAAAGCUAAAGGAAGCAGGGUGCAGAAAGGAGUUUCAGGGCAGUGGUGGCCAUGUGACUUUGAGCAAAUCUCACCCCUCUCUGAGACUUUGUGUUCCCAUCUCUGUGGUCCUGUGUGUGUCACAGAGACAGUGGGGAUUAAAUUCGAUUGUGAAUAUGAAAGUGCUUGGGAAACUCUAUGGCCCUACCUAAACAUGAGUUAUCCUCACCUGAACCAAAGGGAGAAGUUACCUGGCAGGAUUAGGAACCCCAUCCUCCUGAACCUUUAUGGGCUCUGUCCAGGCAGAAGCAGCCAGGGGCUAAAGCCGCCCUUAGCCUCUGUAAGGGCACUGUGAAGGAGGAUCUGAUUUGAGAAGCCAGGCAGUUUCCUGAUGUGAGCAGCCAUAUGAUGCCAGCCCCGAACAAGAGGGGGCAGCCUGGAGCCUGGAAAGGUGCCUGUGCAGAGCCAUGGAGAGAGCCAGUCUGAUCCAGAAGGCCAAGCUGGCAGAGCAGGCCGAACGUUAUGAGGACAUGGCAGCCUUCAUGAAAGGCGCCGUGGAGAAAGGUGAGGAGCUCUCCUGCGAAGAGCGAAACCUGCUCUCAGUAGCCUACAAGAAUGUGGUGGGGGGCCAGAGGGCUGCCUGGAGGGUCCUGUCCAGUAUUGAGCAGAAAAGCAACGAGGAGGGCUCGGAGGAGAAGGGCCCCGAGGUGCGUGAGUACCGGGAGAAGGUGGAGACUGAGCUCCGGAGCGUGUGCGACACCGUGCUGGGCCUGCUGGACAGCCACCUCAUCAAGGAGGCUGGGGACGCGGAGAGCAGGGUCUUCUACCUGAAGAUGAAGGGCGACUACUACCGCUACUUGGCUGAGGUGGCCACUGGUGACGACAAGAAGCGCAUCAUUGACUCAGCCCGGUCAGCCUACCAGGAGGCCAUGGACAUCAGCAAGAAGGAGAUGCCGCCCACCAAUCCCAUCCGCCUGGGCCUGGCCCUGAACUUUUCCGUCUUCCACUACGAGAUCGCCAACAGCCCCGAGGAGGCCAUCUCGCUGGCCAAGACCACUUUCGACGAGGCCAUGGCUGAUCUGCACACCCUCAGCGAGGACUCCUACAAAGACAGCACCCUCAUCAUGCAGCUGCUGCGAGACAACCUGACGCUGUGGACGGCGGACAACGCCGGGGAAGAGGGGGGCGAGGCUCCCCAGGAGCCCCAGAGCUGAGUGUUGCCCGCCACCGCCCCGCCCUGCCCUGCCCCCUUCAGUCCCCCACCCUGCCGAGAGGACUAGUAUGGGGUGGGAGGCCCCACCCUUCUCCCCCAGGCGCUGUUCUUGCUCCAAACAGCUCCGUGGAGAGGGACUGGCAGAGCUGAGGCCACCUGGGGCUGGGGAUCCCACUCUUCUUGCAGCUGUUGAGCGCACCUAACCACUGGUCAUGCCCCCAGCCCUGCUCUCCGCACCGCUUCCUCCCGACCCCAGGACCAGGCUGCUUCUCCCCUCCCUCUUGCCUCACUCCUGCCCCUGCUGCCUCUGGUCGUAGGAAUUGAGGAGUGUCCCGCCUUGUGGCUGAGAACUGGACAGUGGCAGGGGCUGGAGAUGGGUGUGUGUGUGCGUGUGUGUGCGCGCGCGCCAGUGCAAGACCGACAUUGAAGGAAAGCAUGUCUGCUGGGUGUGACCAUGUUUCCUCUCAAUAAAGUUCCCCUGUGACACUC
Molecule: messenger RNA, 3109 nt
Organism: Piliocolobus tephrosceles (Ugandan red Colobus)
Lineage: Eukaryota; Metazoa; Chordata; Mammalia; Primates; Cercopithecidae
Gene: SFN
Product: stratifin
Exons: 2
Coding region: 1875-2621 (248 amino acids)
Source: RefSeq, a predicted model, not a curated record